ACCCCUCACUAGUCCCAUCCGACAGUGACGGUGGGUGUGGAGUUUGCAGCCCUAAAUCUGUUGCACUCCUUCAUCAAACCCUUGUUGAAGUUUUAGUUGGCAUCCUGCCCACUCGUCUAAUUCUAGCUUCCUCUCAGCACUUGCAGACUCAAUCUUAUCGUCUCCAGUUCCAAGUUUUUGUUCUUGUGAGAAUCGCCUUGUUUUCUUCAGCUUGUCACUGAAAGUUUGUGUAAAAGGCUGCAGCAUGGCGAUGUUGUUGCAGCGAUGUCUGCCUCAUUGUGCUUCUCCUCCAAUUUCCAUCUCCUCCAGGAACCCUCCCCCUUCCCAACGACUGGCUACGGUUAAGAUGGUUCCCAAGUCACUGCGUCUAUCGAUCUGCCGCGCUUCAUCGGAGGUCGGACCUGCAGGCGUUAUCCCCGAGAAGGAGUCCACGGUUUUCAAGGACGAAUCCCAAGGUAUCAUCUGUUACUAUGAUGAGAACGGUGAUAUUACUUGUGAGGGUUGGGACGAAGGCCCUCAUUUCCAACCUGAUCCCCAGCAGCCCACUUUGAGAAGGCGCCGAAGGAUCAUCCCAAGUGAGGCCAUGCGGAAGGCUAUGCAAGAAAGAGGCCCUGGGGAGACCGUCGUUUUUAAGAACAACAAAGGUCAGAUGGGCGAUUCUGUCGGUGAGGUAGCAAACGAGAGCACAACCUGCUCCGACCUGUAGACUCCAUAGCUGAUCUUGGCGUUGGGUUUUCUAACCUGUUGAUGCUUUGUGGAUUCAGGCUGCAUAUUGUUUGCCUUGCUGGAACCUUGCCGCUUUGGAUGUUGCGAAAGUUGGAAAACGCUGAAUAUUGUAAGCAAUGAAACAAGCCUUUGCGUGAGGUUCAAGAGAGAUUGCUAUCGGAGCUUUUGAUUUUUAUGACGGAUUCCUACUCUUUGCCUGCUUUAUCUCUUGUUUGUUUGUUUGUUUCUUUUAUCGACCUUUUAUUAUUCUGUGGAUUGAAAGCAUUCAUUCAGUAAGAAUUCAAUUGGAAAUCAGGCUGUUUAAUCACCCUUGAAAGCCA
Physcomitrium patens is the source of this 1046-nucleotide messenger RNA. RefSeq lists its product as uncharacterized. The record is from RefSeq and is a predicted model, not a curated record. Lineage: Eukaryota; Viridiplantae; Streptophyta; Bryopsida; Funariales; Funariaceae.